UGCAAUGCGCAAUCUCAGGCAGGAGGAUCGCUUGAGUCCAGGAAUUCAAGACCAGCCUUGGUAACAUGGUGAAAACCCAUCUCUACUAAAAAUACAAAUAAUUAGCCAGACAUGGUGGUGGGCACCUGUAGUCCGAGCUACUCUGGAGGCUGAGGUGGGAGGAUUGCUUUGAGCCUGGAUGGAUCCUUGGCUCACUGCAGCCUCUGCCUCCCGGGUUCAAGCGAUUCUUGUGCCUCAGCCUUCCCAGUAGCUGGGAUUACAGGCACAUGCCACCAUGCCAGGCUAAUUUUUUGUAUUUUUAUUAGAGAUGAGGCUUCACCAUGUUGGCCAGGCUGAUCUCGAACUCCUGACCUCCAGUGAUCCGCCCAUCUUGGCCUCUCACAGUGCUGGGAUUAUAGGCAUGAGCCAUCGCGCCCGACCUACAAGUCUUGUUGACCUUAGGAUUUAAGUCCCACCUAAGGUGCCCAGUGUCUAAACCAGAAGAGGAGCAGUUUCAGUCUCAACUUCAAAAGAACAAACGCGCACUCAAAACAAAGGAAGACGGUCCUCGACUGCAGAGGAAGCAGGAAGCUGUCGGCCCAGCUCUGAGCCCAGCUGCUGGAGCCCCGAGCAGCGGCAUGGAGUCCGUGGCCCUGUACAGCUUUCAGGCUACAGAGAGCGACGAGCUGGCCUUCAACAAGGGAGACACACUCAAGAUCCUGAACAUGGAGGAUGACCAGAACUGGUACAAGGCCGAGCUCCGGGGUGUCGAGGGAUUUAUUCCCAAGAACUACAUCCGCGUCAAGCCCCAUCCGUGGUACUCGGGCAGGAUUUCCCGGCAGCUGGCGGAAGAGAUUCUGAUGAAGCGGAACCAUCUGGGAGCCUUCCUGAUCCGGGAGAGCGAGAGCUCCCCAGGGGAGUUCUCUGUGUCUGUGAACUAUGGAGACCAGGUGCAGCACUUCAAGGUGCUGCGUGAGGCCUCGGGGAAGUACUUCCUGUGGGAGGAGAAGUUCAACUCCCUCAACGAGCUGGUCGACUUCUACCGCACCACCACCAUCGCCAAGAAGCGGCAGAUCUUCCUGCGCGACGAGGAGCCCUUGCUCAAGUCACCUGGGGCCUGCUUUGCCCAGGCCCAGUUUGACUUCUCAGCCCAGGACCCCUCGCAGCUCAGCUUCCGCCGUGGCGACAUCAUUGAGGUCCUGGAGCGCCCAGACCCCCACUGGUGGCGGGGCCGGUCCUGCGGGCGCGUUGGCUUCUUCCCACGGAGUUACGUGCAGCCCGUGCACCUGUGAGCAGCCUGGCGGCCGAUCUGGCCAACGGGCCUUUUUACAGGAACUGAGGUCCAGAGAGGACAUGGACACCCCCAGCUCGGUCAGAGUCACACGGGGCUCAGUGGACGGCCUUGGACUGAACGUGGGCUCCUAACUGCCUCCGGCCGCUCUGCACAAACUGGGAUGGCCCAGGUCCCCCAGCAAGAGUACCCAGCAAGGGUAGCUCCGGGGCUUCCUGGCUGGUUGCUUUCCAUUGGCUGCCAGCUGUGUGACACCACAGGGCGGAGUCUGUGGAGGCCCCGCCCACCUCCUCUUGUCAAUGGCCCCAUCUGCCAGGAAGGUUGAGGACUCCCAGGUUUCACCCACUGGAGGCCCAACCUAAGGAACCCUGGCCAUGGUGGCUGGGUUCACCUUGGGCUGACCACCCACUGGGCCGGCCUGCCCCUCCCUCAAAAGGCCCCUGGAGUUGUUCAGGCUGUUGGGAGGUGGCUCAGCCUCGAAGGACAGACUGCACACCUGUUGACCUAAACUCACUGGACAGACUCCAGGUGGACACCAACUCCUCAACAGCCCCAUGACUUCAGCUCCACCUGGGGCACCCAGCACCCCACCACAGGGCUAGAGGCCCUAAGACCCUGAAAAAGGGGCGGGCAGUAGGGAAGGUGGAGGCACACUCCUCUUCUGUUGGACAGGUGAGCUCUGAGGGCAAGCCCUGGGCCCAGCCACGCAGAGACCCUGGCUGCCCUGGCUCUUGUUUGUUUAGGCCCAGGUUCUGCCCAGACCGGGGCCCAGCAGAGCCCUCAGGAGGCUGAGAAACCUCCAGGGCAGACAGAAAGUUGGGGCCAGAGCUAGGUUUUAGAGAUCCUACAGGAUCCCACAUGGGACGGCUACCUAGGUGGGGCACGGCCCCUACCCGAGAACAGGAGGGUCCUCCAGAGAAUGUGCCACGAUCAGGGAUAAGAGCAGGGCCUGCCCAGAGCCUGGGCACCUUUGGGAGAGGGAAAAGUGAGGUGGGACUUGGAAAGGCUUUGAACGCCAGGCUGAUGGUUGAGGGAUGGUGGGCAGGGAGGGAGGGCGAAGAGGCUCCCUCUGGCAUUUGGGAGCUGGUGGGUGGAGGGAGGAGCCCUUGCAGGUGGCUGCAGUCCCUUAAUGGGGGGCCUUACUCUGGGCAUGUGGGGCUCUCCCUCCAUCCAGAGCUGGCCCAAGACCCUUAGAACCCUGAGUGCUGGCAAAUCUCACUGCUCCUGACCCAGCCUGUGUAUUCAAAACGAAAACAGUAAAACCAACAUCAGGAUGUCCGUCAGAAAUCUAAUUUUCCUUCCAA
This is a messenger RNA of Pan troglodytes (chimpanzee), 2574 nucleotides long. RefSeq names its product GRB2 related adaptor protein (gene GRAP). NCBI's taxonomy places the organism in Eukaryota, Metazoa, Chordata, Mammalia, Primates, Hominidae. The transcript has 6 exons. Bases 618 to 1271 code for a protein of 217 amino acids. The record is from RefSeq and is a predicted model, not a curated record. Gene Ontology annotation, molecular function: protein binding.